Messenger RNA from Ectocarpus sp. CCAP 1310/34, 362 nucleotides. NCBI's taxonomy places the organism in Eukaryota, Phaeophyceae, Ectocarpales, Ectocarpaceae. The record is from the annotation of a GenBank genome assembly.
AUGGAAAUUGGGGAACUCCACGUACUCCAGGUUCAUCGCGCCCCCGUGCCCCGCGCCUCCCCCGACAGGCAGCUGGUGUUGUACCUGAUUGCCCUGGGGAGGGUCGUCGAAGAAAUUCAACGUGUCCCCCUGCCGAGACGCACCAGCGGUUGCGGUGGCGGCAAUCGAGAGAAACAGGUCGUAUGCAUAUCUACUGCAGCAGCGGCGGCAUCACGUACUGCGAAGAAAAGAUCAUGGCGGCGAGAACAAAAGAGGCUGCUUCAAAAAAAGUUGCAUGAUUCAUUCACCAACAGGUUACCACACUCGUUGCUGGAGUUUUAGAACAGCCUUGGCACUUGUUUCGUUUUUUCCGCUGAUGGUCC